This is a messenger RNA of Diaporthe citri, 927 nucleotides long. RefSeq lists its product as uncharacterized. Bases 1 to 927 code for a protein of 308 amino acids. Gene Ontology annotation, molecular function: protein kinase activity; ATP binding. The transcript is spliced from 3 exons. NCBI's taxonomy places the organism in Eukaryota, Fungi, Ascomycota, Sordariomycetes, Diaporthales, Diaporthaceae. The record is from RefSeq and is a predicted model, not a curated record. Gene Ontology annotation, biological process: protein phosphorylation.
AUGGGUUUCCUCGAUGACUGCCAGCCUUACCAGCGUUUCCGUGCCGAAAGAGGCUUGAGCUUUCCCGAUGGACCAACGACAUGGUACUGCAUCGACUGGGACCAGCGACGCCACAUUUCGAUCCGCGUCCGCGAAGAGGUCACAAUGGGCGAUGAUUUCAGUGGCUGCGAAGCCAUCACUGCGAUGGAGCUUAUCUUCCGAGGUCUGUCCGGGCUCGUUGACCGGCUUGACGACGACGUCUAUCUCGUCAACUUCUCGAUGGAUGGUGAUUUCAUUUCCGCCUCGUCCGAUGAAAGAGACGACGAAGUUCUCACGACGCUUUACUGCCCUGUCGAAAUGAUUCCAGAGGCAUACAGAAACCUCAAAAUUGUUGUUUCGAGGGCUGAUCUGGUCGAGGUCGACAGGCUGUCUCCUGGCGUGGACCUGGUCACGUACAGGUCCGAGCCCGGAUCAAGGGCCGUGUUCAAGUACGACUUCCGCCACUACCGCGCCCUUAGGAAUUGGGACGAGCUCAACUACUGGUUGAGGCUCACCUCUGAAGGGCACCCUAGCAUCGUGCCCUUUGAAUGGUAUCGCAACGACGUCGAAGUUGUCGUUGGCUUCACAUCAGCUUUCGUCUCAUCUAAGACGUUGCAGGAUCUGCAGAAGCAACCCUCAUGGCUUUUCAAAAAGAAGUAUCUCGAGCAACUCAUUGACGUUGUCACCCACCUCAACAUGGACUUCGGCAAUGUCCACCGAGCCAUAGCCCCUCGAAACCUCCUCGUCAACCCUGCAACGGAUACGCUUCAACUUUUCAAUUUCAGCCGCGCUCGAAGCCUUUUCUUGUACGAUCCAAUUCAGUCGCAGUUUAGCAAUACCGAGGGCUCCGACCUCGAUGUCAAAGGUGUCGUAGCCACCGUCUACGAGAUUAUGGCAUCGAAAGAGUAG